This is a messenger RNA of Lolium rigidum, 1147 nucleotides long. Its product is annotated as jasmonate-induced oxygenase 4-like. The coding region runs from base 86 to 1147 and encodes 353 amino acids. The record is from RefSeq and is a predicted model, not a curated record. Lineage: Eukaryota; Viridiplantae; Streptophyta; Magnoliopsida; Poales; Poaceae. The transcript is spliced from 2 exons.
UAAACUACCCCUGAAGGGUGCAGGCCUGCAGGGGAGGUUUAGAUUGAUCAUCGAUUCAGAAGGAUCGUAAGGGAGGGAGGGAAGGAUGGCUGAUGAUGAGCAACAGUGGAAGAUCCCACCGAACGUGCAGGAGCUAGCUGCGGCCGGCAGAGACGAGCUGCCGAGCCGCUACGUGGUCCCCGAUCAUGACCGUCCCACCUCCGGCGUCGCCAGCGACGACCCCAUCCCCGUCGUCGAUAUCAGCCGUCUGUCCUCCGGCGCCGCCGACGAGGCUGCCAAGCUGCGUUCCGCCCUCCAGAACUGGGGACUCUUCCUCGCCAUUGGGCACGGGAUCGAGUCGGCUCUCCUCGACGAGAUGAUGGCCGUCACGAGGGAGUUCUUCAAGCUCCCGCUACAAGAGAAGCAGAAGUACACCAACCUUGUGGGCAGCAAGAAAGAGUACCAACUCGAAGGCUACGGGGGCGACAUGGUCCUCUCCGAGACGCAGGUCCUGGACUGGUGCGACCGGUUCUACCUCGUCGUGGAGCCGGAAUCACGCCGUAUCUACGACCUCUGGCCGACGCAACCCCCUUCCUUCCGGGACAUCCUGCACCGGUACGCCAAGCGGUGCAGGGAGCUCGCCGACGGCGUGCUCCUGGAGGUAGGCAAGGUGGUCGGGCUGCGCGAGGAGAGGUACAUGGCUGACAUGGUGGACGAGAAGGCCGUAACGUACGUCCGUCUCAACCUCUACCCUCGCUGCCCGCGCCCCGACAAGGUUCUGGGCUUCAAGGCCCACUCGGAUGGCAACAUGCUCACCGUCCUCCUCACCAACGCGGUUGGGCUCCAGGUACUACGCGACGGCGAAUGGUACGACGUGCCCGUCGUCCCGGGCGCGCUGGUGGUGAAUAUAGGGGAUACAGUGGAGGUGGUGAGCAAUGGUUUGCUCAAGAGCCCGGUUCACAAAGUGGUGGCGAAUUCGGAGAGGGAGCGGGUGUCGGUGGGGGCGUUCUACACGUUGGACCCAGAGAGGGAGGUGGAGCCAGCGCCGGAGCUGGUGACCGAGGAUAGGCCCAAGAGGUACGGGAAGAUGAAGACCAGCGACUACAUCACUGAGCUGCAGAAGAGUUUAGCGCGUGGAGAGAGGACUGUCGACAGGGUGAAGAUCUGA